Rhodamnia argentea is the source of this 2214-nucleotide messenger RNA. RefSeq names its product protein NRT1/ PTR FAMILY 6.4. The coding region runs from base 217 to 2004 and encodes 595 amino acids. Gene Ontology annotation, molecular function: nitrate transmembrane transporter activity. The record is from RefSeq and is a predicted model, not a curated record. Gene Ontology annotation, cellular component: membrane. The transcript has 5 exons. Gene Ontology annotation, biological process: transmembrane transport; response to nitrate. NCBI's taxonomy places the organism in Eukaryota, Viridiplantae, Streptophyta, Magnoliopsida, Myrtales, Myrtaceae.
GUUCACCACAUUAGACACCUCACCAAAAUUUCUGACCAUAUCAUGCUUAAAGUUGCCCAACUUUUUCCCCCCCUCUCUCUCUCUCUCUCUCUCUCUCCACCCGGAGUGCUGAGUCUCCUAUAACUUUGCUUCGGUUCCAUAGCCCAUCACCUCCAGAAAAACUCUGAGCAACUCCCUCUCUCUCUCUCCCUCUCUCUCUCUCUCUCUCUCUCAAGCAUGGUUUUGGUCGCGAGCAAAGGGGGCAGUGCCGAUGAAGGGGAAGUGGUCGAUUUUCGAGGGAAGCCGGUGGACAAGACGAAGACCGGAGGAUGGCUUGCUGCCGGUCUAAUCUUAGGAACAGAGCUUUCAGAAAGGAUAUGUGUAAUGGGGAUAGCAAUGAACUUGGUGACAUACUUGGUCGGCGAUUUGCAUAUACCUUCGGCGGCAUCUGCCAACAUAGUCACCAACUUCUUGGGCACUCUCAACCUUCUUGGUCUUCUUGGUGGCUUCCUGGCUGAUGCUAAGCUCGGACGCUACUUGACAGUUUCCAUUUUCGCCUCUAUAACUGCUGUGGGUGUGACUAUGUUGACUCUGGCCACUUCGAUAAGUAGCAUGAGACCUCCUCCAUGCAGUGACUACAGACAGCAACAUCAUCAGUGCAUUGAGGCUAGUGGCAAGCAACUUGCUCUGCUCUAUGCUGCGCUCUACACCAUUGCGCUGGGUGGCGGCGGCAUAAAGUCUAAUGUCUCUGGUUUUGGGUCUGAUCAGUUCGACAUCUCAGAUCCCAAGGAAGAGAAGGCCAUGAUCUUUUUCUUCAACAGGUUCUAUUUCGGGAUCAGCGUCGGAUCGUUAUUUGCGGUAAUAGUGCUCGUGUACAUACAAGACAACGUCGGAAGAGGAUGGGGAUAUGGUAUAUCAGCAGGGACAAUGGUAAUUGCGGUGACCAUAUUACUAAGCGGGACGCCGUUUUAUCGGUUCAGGAAGCCGCGAGGAAGCCCUUUAACUGUCAUUUGGAGGGUGUUCUUGCUGGCUUGGACGAAAAGGACUUGCACUUAUCCUUCUCACCCAAGCCUUCUAAAUCAGUUCCAGAAUGCCAAGGUCCUCCACACAGAGAAAUUCAGGUGCCUUGAUAAGGCGGCGAUCCUAGAUGAGAAUGCUGGUACUAAGGAAAGCAUGAACGACCCGUGGAUAGUUUCUACCGUGACGGAAGUUGAAGAGGUAAAGCUAGUACUGAAGCUAAUGCCCAUCUGGUCCACCUGCAUCCUCUUCUGGACAAUUUAUUCCCAGAUGACUACCUUCACAAUUGAGCAAGCUACGAUCAUGGACAGAAAUAUCGGUUCUUUUGUCGUCCCUUCUGGAACUUACUCCGCAUUCCUCUUCAUGACGAUUCUUCUCUUUACUUCUCUAAAUGAGAGGGUUUUUGUCCCUGUGGCCCGAAGGCUCACCCGCACGAAGCAAGGACUCACAAGCCUGCAGAGAAUCGGGAUGGGACUUGUUCUGUCGAUGGUUGCAAUGGUGGCGGCAGCUAUUGUCGAGAAGGAGAGGAGGAAAAUCGCCGUUCAAGAAAGCAAAAAGAUAAGUGCUUUUUGGUUAGUCCCGCAGUUCUUCUUUGUGGGUGCCGGGGAAGCUUUUGUCUACGUCGGCCAACUCGAGUUUUUCAUUAGAGAGGCACCGGAAAGGAUGAAGUCCAUGAGCACAGGGCUUUUCUUAAGUGCAAUUUCGAUGGGAUUCUUCCUGAGCAGCUUGUUGGUGUCCCUUGUAGACAAAGUAACAAAAGAUAGCUGGCUCAAAAGCGAUUUGAAUCAGGGGAAGCUCAACAACUUCUACUGGAUGCUCGUGGUCUUAGCAGUGCUAAACUUCCUGGCUUUCCUGGCCUUGUCGAUGAGGCACCAGUACAAAGUCCAGAAUUACGCUAGGGGCGACAAUGACGGCGAAGAGGAACUCGAGACUUCAAAUGAGACGAGAGCCGACAAGAAGGAAAACGGGCUAAUCGCUGAAGAGAAAGGAGAACUUCAGUUUGCGUGAUCUUAGGAGCCGACAGGAUUCGUUUCGCCCAUUACACUUCACUUUCCUGAACUAGGAGGAACAUCAAGAUACAGAGUUGGGUUUGAUCUUGCUUGUAAUAGUAGAAGCAUUUGAAUUUUCCUAGCUCGGGCCAUUAUGUCGGCGACGAAAGAUUGUGGCAUCCAAGAGAUGUCCCGUGAAUACCGCCUAUCUCGAUAUUUAUAUAUAUUU